GCGGAUUAGUCUAGUGGAGGCGCAGGGGCGGGAGGCUCCGCGUCCCCGCGAAUCAGCUGGAGGACGAAGGAUGAAGUGACACCCGGGGACAGGAUGCAAGAUGGCUGACCUGAGCAACAUCCAGUCCGCAGCUUCCAAGAGCAUCCGGCCUUUCCGGUCCAGUGAGGAGUAUCUCUACGCCAUGAAGGAGGACUUGGCUGAGUGGCUCAACAUUCUCUAUGGCUGGGAUGUCCGGGUGGAGAAUUUCAUGGAGACCCUGGAGACCGGAUGUGAUCUCUGCCAACAUGCCAACAAUGUCAACCGCAUUGCUCUGGAGUUCCAGCAGCAGCACCCAGAAGUUGCUGCCCACAUGAGGGUGCCCCAGAAUGAGGUUGUCUACCAGGCCAAGAAUGUGGUGCCUGGCUCCUUCAUCGCCAGGGACAACGUCUCGAAUUUCAUCCAGUGGUGCCGGCAGGACCUGGGCAUCCAGGACGUGCUGAUGUUCGAAACCAAUGACCUGGUGCUGAGGAAGAAUGAGAAGAACUUUGUCCUGUGCCUUCUAGAGGUCGCUAGGAGGGGCUCCAAGUUUGGGAUGCUGGCCCCCAUGCUGAUCCAGAUGGAGCAGGAGAUUGAGGAGGAAAUGAGGGAUCAGAGAGCCUAUGGGGGACUGGAAACCCAGGAGGAUAGCCAAGACUUGGGCCCUGAGUCACCUGUCUACCCUAGCAGGGCGCAGAGAAUCUCCUUGUGUGACCUCAAGAACCUGGAUGAGCUGGUGCGAGAGAUUCUGGGCUGCUGUACCUGCCCCUCUCAGUUUCCCAUGAUCAAAGUCUCAGAGGGUAAAUAUAAAGUGGGAGACUCCAACGCGCUGAUCUUUGUUCGAGUACUGAGAAGCCACGUGAUGGUGCGAGUAGGUGGUGGAUGGGAUACCCUGGAGCACUACCUGGACAAGCACGAUCCCUGCCGAUGCGCCUCCCUCUCGCAUCGUCUAAUGCAGACACGUGCCUUGGGCUUCUCCCCCCAGAAGACGGCAUCUCCUGGCAGCUUCUCUUCCAGCCCCCGAGCUGCCAGCCCCAGCUCCCAGCGCACCUCGGAAGGCAUGAACCCCUACCGGCCAACGGAGACCCUCCGCAUGGGCGAUAAGCGGCUCUCAGCUGGUGGGGACUUGACCCAGGCCAAGAUGGACCGGUCCGGCCAUCCGGCCAGGGGGGCAGGAGAUCUGUCUGUCCAAUCGGACUCCUCAAGGCCGAUCCCCAAUGUGACAUCACACGUCAGGCAGGAGAAGCUGGAAGCGCUCCCCCCAAGGGCUGGUACAGUCCCCUCAUCUGGCCAGAGCUCCUCCAGUCCCUUGAGGAGCUCCACACCACUGGCCCACCGCGAUGUAUCUGAGCCGCGAGCUUCAUCCACUCUCAGGCUUCAAGACCAGCUGCCCCCCAGAGCCAGACGCCUCUCCGGAGACAGCGACUCCUCCGCGUCAUCCACACAGAGUGGCACCCUGGGCAGGAGGCGUGGUGAGGACGGUGCCUUGCGAACAGCGCACAAGAAGGAGGUGGGGAGGCGCAUGACCGAGGGGGCCCCUAGGAGUCAGCCUUCGAGCCGCAGCCAGUCACGGGAGCGCGGGGUCUUCUUGGGGCCGAAACCGUUGGUGGGGGCCAGGAGGGCAGAGCCCGAGGAGCGGAGCCGGUCUCGCAUGGUGAACAGGCCUGGCAGGCCCAGUGCCAGAGCACGGAGCCAGGGGAGAGGUAGCGGGGAGUCAGUGCUGCUCAUCAGCCGAGGGAAGGAUGGGCAGCACUCCUGGGCACGGGCCAAUGAGGUGAAGGAGAACGGCCAAGAUUCUGGCCGAGCUACCCCCAGGACCAAGAGCCCAACUCGCGGGCACCUCGCUCGGGUGAGCUCCAGAAGCCCUGCCCCCACCAGUCGCAGAGCAUCCCUUCCUGCCAACAAACUGGCAGAGCCCUCGGUCCGGGCACCUCAGCAGAUGCUGGGGUCUGUGAGGCAGUGGCAGGUGGACAAGACUGAGCCAAGGGUCCCUGUGAGGGAGCAGCUGUCUGAGGAGACCCUCCAGGCCAGGGAGCUGACUGAGAGCUUCAGCCAGGAGCUGGAGGAGCUGGCACAGAGCUUCCGGACCCCUCUGCACCUGGACCCCAGCCAGGAGCAGCAGCUGUACCGGUGCCUGGAGGAAGAGUUCCUGGCCAACUCCCAGAUGAUUGAGCUGGCCGAAGAUAAUGGGGUGUCCCUGGGCUGCGCUCACGAUCCAGGGCGUCUCCAGCAGACCACGCCAGACCCAGGAGCCGUUGACUCUGCCUACUGCUCCUCCAGCUCCUCCUCCUCCUCGCUAAACUUCUUCAGCAAGCACAGCUUCCAGGCAGACUUUGGUGAGCGGCCCAAAGAUGACCCCAAGAGGAACCCUGCAUCCCAGCGCCUAUGGGCCUCCAAUUGUAGCACCGGCCCCACUGAGCUCCAGGAUGGGUCUGGCUGGGACUCCCACGUGGCGCUGGAGCCGGGCACAUGCUGGAGGAAGCCAGCUCUCUCAAGUUCCUCAGAUGAAAGUAACUACUACCCAGCCUUGAAUGACCUCCAGGAGGUGGCCGAGGGAGUAGAGGUGUCAGGUCCGGGCAUGGAUGCGGCCUGGACCAUCUUGGAGCUUGCGGGCUCUGACACAGACUUGGGAGCCUCGGCCCCAGAUGAGCCGAUGAAGACUGAGGAGGACUCUGUGGAGGGGUCGUUGGGUGAGACGUCCCUAGAUGCAAUGCUGGAUGUACUCCAGACGCAGGAGGUGGUGCUGAGGCAAAAGAAGUCCCUGAAGAAACCAGGCCGAGUGCCUUCCAUCUACAAGCUGAAGCUGAGGCCCAAGGCCAAGCCACGUGUAGACACUCAGCCAGAUAAGAAGCCCUCCAAGAUACCCACACCGCUCAGCUACAAGACGUCCGGUGCCUCACCCAAGGGGAGCCCUCCCAAGCGCCCAGCUGAGCAUAAGUCCUGGAGAGCCUUUCACAGCGUCUUCUCCUCCUUCAUGGAGCCGCCGCAGGGCCAGAUGGAGCCAAGAGGGCCAGACGAGGACGCCUGGGCUUGAUGGGCUGGUAGCACUUGUACAAGAUGGAGGGACCGGCCUGUAGCAUUCCCCACUGCUGCUCCCAGAUCCCCAUGUCCCGCACCUGCUGCCUUGGAUGUGCUGCUGUGGUGGUCCUGGCCUUGCUGCUGCUGCUGCUGCGGCGAAGGGGUGGGCGGCCAGAUGCCCCAGAGUUUUUUUUAUUUUUGGAGGUACCUCGGGAUGGAGCUUCCAUUUGCAGGGCCAGAGCUGGGGCUGGGAAGCUGGGUGGCUUUGAUUUAACUUGAGAUCUCUUAAGUGAAUUGGCUUUUAGGGGGACGUUCCUGAGCCUUGGAUUCCUGGGUGUCUUAGACUUUCCUUGGUUUCAGACCAGAAUUGUUCUGGGGGUCUGGGAUUGAACACCCUCAGAUGUCCUCUGGGCCUUCUGCCCCCCAAAGCGCUCUGAUCUCCAGCGCAGGGCACUCCAUCAUUCUGCACUGAAACUCAAGAGGCUCUGUGACCAUUCUUUGGGGGUGUGAUCGCUGGGAGAGAGGGCGCAGUGGAUGGGGCACACCUCCUCUGAGCAGAAGCAGAGAGGGACCGAGCUGCACAGCAGUCUCCGAGGGGAAGGCAGGGGAGUUGGACUUUAUUUUUAGUUGGGGUUUCUUUAAUUGACUCUGGUUUUGAGGAGAAAGGGUUAGCAAACCAUAUUGCACAUCAUUUCGGCAGCACCUGCCGGCCUCCAGUAGGCUGGGGCUCCCAGCAUUAAUUGACCGUGACGUACUGUAUGUUUGUUAAUAACAUCUGUAUCUAGAGAUAAUAUAUUGAGUGUCUGUACAUAUAAAUACUCUGCAUAGACUGCUGCUUCCCUCAUGUCUGGCCUCAACCCUAGGGACAUAGAGAUGGACAAUAAAAA
Chelonoidis abingdonii (Abingdon island giant tortoise) is the source of this 3920-nucleotide messenger RNA. Lineage: Eukaryota; Metazoa; Chordata; Testudines; Testudinidae. The record is from RefSeq and is a predicted model, not a curated record.